Molecule: messenger RNA, 6446 nt
Organism: Oncorhynchus kisutch (coho salmon)
Lineage: Eukaryota; Metazoa; Chordata; Actinopteri; Salmoniformes; Salmonidae
Product: DNA-directed RNA polymerase III subunit RPC7-like
Exons: 8
Coding region: 157-810 (217 amino acids)
Biological process (GO): transcription by RNA polymerase III
Cellular component (GO): RNA polymerase III complex
Source: RefSeq, a predicted model, not a curated record
UGGAACUAUUGCGCACAGAAUGUGUUUCCUGAGACAUUCAAAUGCCGACGGAACACACGUGGACUCCAGUUGAAAACAUCCGGCUGUCUGUGCACGUGUGGGCCUACUCGGAAAUCAAUUUUCAUAUUCUAAGCAUUUAGCAACAUACCAAUCCCCAUGGCUGGAAGAGGCAGGGGUCGUGGAAGGGGACAGAUGACCUUCAACCUGGAGGAUGUGGGCAUAGGAAGGGGGGACAGCCUGCCCCCCACCACCUUUAAGCCCUCACCCCUCUUCCCUCCCAUGCCAGUCCAGCCUGUGCCCCUACAGACAGGAGAGGAGGUGGAGUACAUGCUUGCUCUGAAACAGGAGCUGAGGGCCGCCACCAAGACCCUGCCUUUCUACAUCAGACGGGCUGCUCCCAAAAGAGAUGUCGAUCGCUACUCUGAUAAGUACCAGAGCGGAGAGCCCAAGGACAGCACCAUCGAGUGGAGCCCAGACUGGAGCAGAUUGCCUAAAGAGCUUUGCGUUAAAGUGAGACAACCUCGGGGUAAAAGACCCACACCUCAAGUUAAACGGACAAAGAAACCUCUUGUAGGAAAAGAGGAGAUUCUCACCAAGCUAGAGACUCUUGAAAAGAAAGAAGAGGCGGUGAACUCUGAGGAAGAGCAGGACGAGGAGAAAAAGAAGACGAAUGAGGAAGAAGAACAGGCAGAUGAAGAGGACUAUGAGGAAGACUUUGAAGAGGAUACCGACUACAUCAUGUCUUACUUUGACAAUGGAGAGGAGUUUGGAGGGGACAGUGACGACAACAUGGACGAAGCCACUUACUGAGAGACCGUAAGAGUGUUGAUAACACUGAAUAGACAAAAGGAGACGGCUUUGAGUUAUCCUCCCUGCGGACAUAGUUACAGUAUUCUAAUUACUUGUGGAGUCAUUGGCCAUGGGAAGAAAGACAUUGACCGGUAUAGUCUAAAACAUGGAAAGAACAAUAUGCUGCUAUGUGAUAACCUAGAUCCAAGACAUGGAAGAUGGUGACUGCUGGUGAAUACAGUGGCUCAAUGUAGACAUCUAGAGAGAAUAGUCAGACAUUUUAUUAUUGUGUGUGGUGAUUUAAAGUGCCAAAGAUCCUAACUAGUCAUGCUGACUGUUCCCCUUUCUUCAGCUAUGUUGAGGUAGUAAUGGGAGCUGAAGUAUUUACAGGAUAUUGAUGCCUUUUAUAACUUUAACGGAUUUGAUGGUUUUAAUUAACACGUACAAUUGCAGCAGUCUAUGGUUUUUAAAGUAAAGACGUGUUUUAGAGAGGUAUUUUAGCUUUUGUAAUUCCUUGGUGUAAGUCUCUUUUAAGUGUAUACGACAAUCAAAUGUUGGCUAAGACAUUGAAAACAAUAGUUGCAAUCCCCCCAAAAAAUGGUGUGUAUUCUUUUUAAAUAUUUUUUUCCUGUAAUGUAAAAUUAUGUUAUGCAAGUUGACAAUUUGAAAUAGUUGAAUUUGAGUCUAAAUACAUUUUAUAGCUCCAGAGUAAAUAUUUGUAUCAACCAACCAGCAGAUGGCAUAUUACUCCAAGGUAAAUCAGGUGUGGUGUAUUUUCACUGUGUUUAGUUGGUAGGUUAUGCAGUUGACAAAAAAAGUUAUUCACCAUUGCCAAUUUAAAAGGAGCAGGGAUGGAAUUGGGUGUGAACGUGUGUAAACUCAUGACAUGUUAAAAGUGUUUUUUCAGCCAACUUCCUGGUAAUUUAUAGUGGUAAGCUCCCAGAAUGUUUUUUACUGUUUUUUUUAUUCUACCCGUUAAAGGGAGUGAUCCUCCAUUUCCUUGAACAGCUUUUAACAUCCUGCCGUCCAAGGUGAAAAGACAACCCUUAAAAUGUAAGCCUAGUCUAGGGCAGAAAGUUUACAUUGCGUGACUAGCUUUGAAAAACAUGCUUCUUUUUUUUUUACUCUGAAUAUCAGUCCUGUAAGUCUUCUGCUUUUUAACCAUUUGAUUUUGAGAAAUUCUAUAUCUAAACAACAUCAAUCACACUCAAACGAGGUGGGUAGCCUCAAGGUUAAAGCGUUUGUCCAGUAACUGAAAGGUCACUGGUUUGAAUCUCAAGGCAGACAAGGCGAAAAAUCUGACUCAUUGCCCUUGAGCAAGGCACUUGACCCUAAUUGCUCUAGGGGCACUAGAAAAUAGUGACCCACUCCCUGCGGGUGACUCACGGGGGAGUUGGGAUAUGCAAAUAACACACUUGUGAGUAACAACAAAUAUAAUCACCCCACAAAUAAUUAUUAUUAUUAAAAAAAGUGCAUUAUGCACUUGUGUGAUUCAUUAUCAUCCUCACACAGUCUGCUAGACCUGAUCCAGACUAGCCUACUGCAGGUGAACUCCAUCUCCUCUGCUGCUGGGUGUAAGUCAAGGUGGUCUACCAAAUGCCAAAGUUUUUCUUUGGUAUUUGUGUUUAAGCCAAAGCACUUGUCACGUCAUACACGUAUGCACACGUGUUGCCUUACAUGUUGACAUGUUCCCUCUGUGGUUCCCUCAUUAGAGCACAUCUAAACUAUGGAGAAAUACACUGAGUGUACCAAACAUUAGGAACACCAUCCUAAUAUUGAUUUGCACCCCCCCUUUUUUGCCCUCAAAACCGCCUCAAUUCAUCGCGGCAUGGACUCUACAACGUGUCGAAAGCGUUCCACAGGGAUGCUGGCCCAUGUUGACUCCAAUGCUUCCCACAGUUGUUUCAAGUUGGCUAGAUGGCCUUUGGGUGGUGAACCAUUCUUGAUCCACACAGGAAACUGUUGAGUGUGGAAAAACCCAGCAGUGUUGCAGUUCUCGACACAAACCGUUACGCCUGGCACCUACUACCCUAGCCCGUUCAUAGGCACUUCCAUUUAUUUAUUUUUGCACAUUGCACACAUACACAAUCCCUGUCUCAAGGCUUAAAAAUCCUUCUUUAACUUGUCUCCUCCCCUUGAUCUAACCUGAUUUGAAAUGGAUUUAACAAGUGACGUUAAUAAGAGAUCAUAAUUUCACCCGGUCAGUCUGUCUUAAUGUUUUGUAUGCUCAGUGUAUGUUUUCAUCUAGUUGCUAAGGGAAAUGAUACCCAUUGCUACUGUGUCGGGAGUUAGUCCUGGGGUUAGUUCCUUUUUAGGAACAGAAAACUGUGUAGUCAGCAUAGGCUGUGCACAACAAAUCAACUGCUUGUGUGUGCAUAGCCCCUGGCUGCUUUUUAAAGGGAUACUUUGUGAUUUUGUCAAUGAGGCCCUUAAUCUACUUCCCCAGAGUCAGACGAGCUAGUGCAUGCCAUUGUAUUGCAAAUGUUUUGGGUGUGGAAUUAAAUGUUUACAGUAGGCCUACUCUAUCUAAAGGCACGGGAAAGACAUGUAAACAGCACAGCUUCCUCAGAUAUGUGUGUGAACUAACCAGUUGAGCAACACGUUGCUUCAUGUCAGGUCAACGUUGUUUGCCUUACAUUGUAUUGCCUAUGGUUUUGUGGUUUAGGCUGAGGUAAGGAGUACUGUUCCUCCAAAGUAAUAGUUGCUGCAGUCUUUAUUGCUUUCAGUUCAAGUUAUCUAGUGUCACAUCUUCUGAAAAGUGAGUAAUAUUAUGUGCUGAACAAAAGUAUAAACGUAACCGACAUCAGUGGUUUAAUGCUCACCUUCGUUGGCCACUGGCACGCUGGAGAAGUGUGUUCUUCAACUGUACCGGGCAGAUGGCGUUGCGUGGGCGAGCGGUUUUCUGAUGUCAACGUUGUGAACAGAGUGCCCCAUGGUGGCGGUGGGGUUAUGGUAUGGGCAGGCAUAAGCUAUGGAUAACAAACACAAUUGCAGUUUUAAUACACAGAGAUACCGUGACGAAAUUCUGAGGCCCAUCCUUGCCAUUCCUCCUCCGCCAUCACCUCAUGUUUCGGCAUGAUAAUGCACGGCCCCAUGUCGCAAGGAUCUGUACACAAUUCCUAGAAGCUGAAAAUGUCCCUUGUCUUCCAUGGCCCACAUACUCACCAGACAUGUCACCCGUUGAGCAUGUUUGGGAUGCUUUGGAUCGACGUGUACGACAGCGCGUUCCAGUUCCCACCAAUAUCCAGAAACUUCGCACAGCCAUUGAAAAGGAGUGGGACAAUCAACAGCCUGAUCAACUCUAUGCAAAGGCCAGUAUCUGGUCACACCAGAUACUGACUGGUUUUCUGAUACACACUCCUAUUUUUUAAGGUAUCUGACUGUGACCUACAGAUGUAUAUCUGUAUACCCAGUCAUGUGAAAUCCCUAGAUUAGGGCCUAAUGAAUUUAUCAAUUGACUGAUAUCCUUAUAUUAACUAACAAAGUAAAAUCUUUGGAGUAACCCCUCCCCUAAUUGGAGUUAUCUGUUGCUUAGGGGAAAACAAAGUAAAAAUAUUUUUUUAAGUUAAAUCUUUGAAAUUGUUGCAUAUUGAGUUUAUAUUUUUGUUUAGUGUAGGAUGAGUUUCACAACAGCAUGUAGCAAAUGUUCUCCUUUGCAUACACAGAUCUAACCCCUGGCAAAGAUGUCCCCUCCUGUUGUUGUCAACUCAACUUAUAGAGCUUGAGUGUUCUUGUCAUUCAUGAGUUCAGUAUCUGAGCCACAGCCAUUGGUAAACAAAGUCAAAGCUCAGUGGGCCUUACUAUACAUGGUGGCAGCCCCGCCCACUGUCACAUAUACAGAAAGAGUGGAGGCCACGGUGCUCCUCUGUCGGUCAGUCACACCACCAUGAGUUCUGUUUACAGACCUGCAUACCUCACUUGCUCUUCUUGCCAAAUGACUCCUACAUCGUGUUUUUCUUCCUGAGGGAAGACGGUAUACUGUACAUGCGUGGCCCACACACAGUUUUGUUCUGUACACUAUGCGGCAUGGGUAUUUCUAAAACAACAUGCAAUGGUGAAAAUGUUAUUCUUACGUAAAACUCCUAUGAUCUCCACUGAGUUGGUAGUGCAAUUAUAAUACUGCUGGGGAUUAAACGGUUCUCAUUUUGGACUCAUGUACAGUACCAGUCGAAAGUUUGGACACCUACUCAUUCAAGGGUUUUUCUUAAUUUUUCUUAUUUUCUACAUUGUAGAAUAAUAGUGAAGAUAUCAAAAUGAUGAAAUAACACACAUUGAAUCAUGUAGUAAACAAAAAAGUGUUUAACAAAUCCAAAUAUUUUAUAUUUCAAACUAGCGACUGCCUUGAUGACAGCUUUGCACACUCUUGGCAUUCUCUCAACCAACUUCACCUGGAAUGCAUUUCAUUUAACAGAUGUGCCUUGUUAAAAGUUAAUUUGUGGAAUUUCUUUCCUUAAUGCAUUUGAGCCAAUCAGUUGUGUUGUGACAAGGUAGGGGUGGUAUACAGAACAUAGCCCUAUUUGGUAAAAGACCAAGUACAAAUAUGUAUUUUAUUUAACUGGCAAGUCAGUUAAAUGAUUUAACCUACAUAGACGAGGACAUGUAAACAAACAGCUUCUUGACUGAUUCUGAAGAGUUGGUCAACAAAAUCACAGAAUACUCCUUCAAAACAAGGUUGUGUUCAUUUGGCACCAUACAGAAGAAAACAUCCUGAAAUAGGGAGAGAAUGCCUUGGUCGAGGGCAAGGCAUUUUAGUUUUAAGUUGCAACCUGGACUUAUUCACCACACACCUUCCAUGGGUAUCCCACUGGAAUCGAGCCAUGCUGCUCCCCAUGAAUCAAGACCAUGGGACGUAACCAGAGAGGAUUCUACUGUCUAAUUUACAGCUCUUGACAGCCCCUACAUUUUAACUGCUCGCAAGAAUAUCAGCCUUAUGGAGUGGCCUGUGGCCAUAGUACUGGCACCUACACAAGACAGUUUUUACAAUGCGGCACACUUAUUUCUUUGUCUACGACCUUGUGUUUGAACAGUGUAUAGGUUAGUCCCUGUUGACCUCUUAUGUCCCCUACCAUGCUGGUCAUUUUGUCAGCAGGAUCGUGUUUACUGUAAGUGUGAAAGUGGUAUUGCGGGUUAGCCUUCUGUUAAUGGUGGGAGAGAACAUAACCAGAAGAUGAUGUUUCCUCUACUGAAACCUUUUGGGUGGAUGGGUCUCUACAGAGAAAAGGAACUCUUAGAAAAAUAGACUCACACAUCAGAGUUGUGUGUAGGGACAAGCACUGGAAAGUGGCACAAGCUGGAGUGUGAUAGUGCAAAGUUGAUCUUUUUGUCAUUGUGGUUUCCCGAGGAUAUGGCCCCACCAUCCUCACAGCGGCAGUAUACUCUUCUGAACUAUGUUCAAAACAUUUCAUAGGAGAGGAGCUUGUUGUUUCUCUCUCUUUCACCUGCCAACCAUUGAAACGGUGGGGUUACCCAACACAUGUUGCUCUUUCUUUAUUUGAAGUAAUAACCAUCAUAUGUCAUCAAAAGAAAUGCAUUGCAUUCACUACAAUGUCUGUAGAUAUGGCUGUACAAGGACGAAGGAGCAUCCAACUCUAACGGUAGUUGUGAGGUUCACUUGAAUGGUGCAUAUUGUUACAUUAAAAGAAGUUUGUUAUUGUGUC